Molecule: messenger RNA, 2858 nt
Organism: Lycium barbarum (goji berry)
Lineage: Eukaryota; Viridiplantae; Streptophyta; Magnoliopsida; Solanales; Solanaceae
Exons: 4
Coding region: 457-1575 (372 amino acids)
Source: RefSeq, a predicted model, not a curated record
AUGUCUCCAGCCAAAAGAAAAGUUAAGAAAUCAACUGAGGGUCAUAGAGAUAAUAAAAAAGCUAGAGUGCAAUCAUCAUUAGAGAAUCUUGCUGAUUUAGCAAAAUCUAUUGUUGAAUAAGCAAAUAUAGAGGAAAGAGACAGCCAAACUGACAAUCAAUCCUCAGAAAGAGAUGAAGUACAGAGCCAAGAAGCAGUAGAUACAAAUGAACAAAGUGAAGAAGAAUUAGAUGCUGAAGAACCUGCUGAUGGAUUAGAUGAAGAUGAUGAAAAGGACAGUGCUUUCGAAAAUACAGUUCACUUAUCGACGUUCAUAGCUGAAUUAAGAACAAAGAAGAGAAAUAGUGUGAAUGCCAAUUUAAUUGCAGAAUCUUCUAGUAUAUUGGACAUAGAUCAUAACAGACCUUCCGCUGUUGAGGUCGUCAAGGUUUUCAGUAUUGAAAAGUAUGCCGUGAGGAUGCCGUUGAAUGAAAAUAAUGAUUUGAUCGUUGAUCUUACGGUCAAAUCAGGCAUGGGCAAGAACUUUGAUAUGUUUAGGCUAAUUCUUAAAAAGCAGGGGUUGGAGGAUUUCUUUAGGAAAAGCUGUUUGGGGGUGUAUCUAGAUCUGCCUGAAGAGACCGGUGCACGGUUUCAAAUAAAAAUGGUAUAUGGGCUUAUGAAGCGUAGAAUUCUUUCGGAUGCAAAGGAUGAGCUUUGGAUUAAUUAUUGUGGCAUGCCGGUGUGCUUUGGCUUGAAAGAGUUUGUCAUAGUUACUGUCCUUAGAUGUCAUCCUUGUGAGCUUCCUACUGUUGUAUUGAAUAAGCCAACCCGGACUAGCAAGACAGCCAAAGAAGCCAAGAAAGUAGGAAAGGGUGGAAAAGAUAAGAAUGAAACUGGUUUGGUGGAGUUAGUUGGAAAAAUCUACAAAGGAGAUAAGUUGCUUGUAUAUUUGCAGUCCAAAACCAUGUCAAAAAACCAUAAGCAGUCCUUGUGUUUAGUUUGGUUUGUGCACUGUGUUCUUAUGGCAAAAGAUACAAGUCUGAACAUACCACUUGGUUUGGUUAAACUUGCGGAGGACUAUGAGGCAUUCAACAACCAUGGAUGGGGCCGGGAAAGCUUCAAGUUGACUGUUGACUAUUUAUCGAAAGAGCUUAAUCCAACAGUGAAAACUGUCAAUCUAUAUGGCUUCCCUUGGGCUUUCAUGGCUUGGGCAUUUGAAGCCAUUCCUCACCUCCGACAACAAGUGAAGGACUACCCUUCAGAAGUGUCUUUUCCAAGAAUGCUUAGAUGGCUGACUGCAAAGAACAACACAAGAUUGAGUGUUGAUCUUUUUAACCCUCCUUUGGAAGAGGUUGUGCACCCGUGGCUUGUCCCGACAGUACGGGAGUUGGAGAUGACAUUCCUUGCUUCCUUUGAGCCCUUACAAUCUGUUCCUGAUAAAAUGAUUGAGGGGAUGAAAUUAGAAUUGGCUGGAGUGACAGCCAUCAAAAGGGAAUCAGUUGUGGUAGAUGUUGGUGGUGGUGGUGUUAUUACUGGUGGUCAACCUGUUGUUGGUGAAGUUGCGGCAGAAAUUGCCGGUGAAAAAAAUAAUAGAUGAUGAUGUUGAUUUUGGUAGACAAACUCCAAUUGGUGAUGUUGUUGGUGGACAAACUCCAAUUGGUGGUGAUGUUAGUGGACAAACUCCAAUUAAUGGAGAUGUUAGUUGUGGCGGAUUUGGUAGUAGAUUUUCCUUUGAUGGUGCCGACACAUCGAAAUGUGCUUGUGAAUGCACCUAUUGCAAGCGACGAAUGGAUGAUUUGAUAAAAAAUGUUGAGGAGUUGGUGAACGCACAAAAAGACACAAAUUCUGCUUUACAGAGUUUGUUAUCCAAGAGGGGUGUCAAUCCAUCCAAGAAGCUGACCUUACCCUAUACUCCUAUUCGCAUUCGCAAGAAGGGAAAAGCAAUUUCCAGGGCAUUUGCCGAUGUUAGGUCAAAGAAAUCUUCUACACCCCACAAGGCAGUUGUUGUUGUUGAUCUUAAAAAGGUAAAUGUGUAUAAGUAUGCAGAUGCUCAAAAAAUGAAAAAACUUGAAAAAUUCGUCAAUGCCAAGAAGGGCAAGGGUACGAUGUAUUCAUUGCAUGAAUUUAAGGCCGAUGACUUCAGGAUAAUGACAAGUAUGGAAGAUUGGCGGCUGGCCAGUUAUGUUGAUGAAAUUAUGCUCUUAAUGCGUGUGAGGCAAAGCAGUUUCACUGAGCACUAUGCUUCCACAGACAUAAUCUUGGAUCUCAACUUUUACAAUAUCAUGCUCAAGCGAUACACAGAGUUGUCGGAUGAAAGCACACAGCCGGAAGUUAUUCCAUUCUAUCAAAUGCUUGAUGAUUUUAUAUGGGAUGAUGAUGUUAUCGCUUACUGUAGAGGUACUGUAGCAGCCAAAGGUGGUCGCGAGUGAGUUGUUUUUCCGCAUAGCCCUCUUUGUCCACCUUCUUCCGUGUUUGCUAGAACUUAAAAGCUUCACGUCCCUUGGCCACCAUUUGCACUUCAGAUGUUCACAUCUAAAGCAAUACACAUUUCGCGAAUUGAAUGACAUUCCUUUAUAAAAACCUGUUUCAUCAUCUUGAACAUGGCUGGACUGUGAAGAUUGUGCAGCACACGGUAUAUUACUCGCAAGUUCGGGUAUAGGGAUCGGCUCCCCCCCCCCCCCCCACUUCCAUGGGGCUUCGCACUUCUAUUAUCUGUAAUAUCCAUAAUCCACCCCUUCCAAUUUAUCAUUUAAUACAUCUUGUUGGUCUUGAGAUAAAUUAUGGUUCUCGACCGGGCUUCCAACCACGUAUACCCUUAAAAUGGGCCUAGCUACAUCUUUCAAAUAAGUACUCAAACGACUCUGAUCUGUUAUCUUAAAA